AUGGCUUGUUGGACCAAGCUGAAGUCCUCCACCUGGGCUUAUCCCACUACAGUCCUGUGUCUCUAUGGGUUUUUUGCCAAUUGCAGAGUAGCAGAGCCCUUCCUCACACCAUACCUAAUUGGACCACACAAGAACAUCUCUGAAGAAGUGGUGACCAACUACCUGUUCCCUAUCUGGACAUACUCCUACUUGGCUUUCCUUUUCCCUGUCUUUCUGCUAACAGACUUUCUGAGACACAAGCCUCUCAUUACAGUCCAGGGGCUCUUCCUAGUCACCAACUACCUCCUGCUAUGCUUUGCCCCAGGUCUGCUUGCCAUGACUGUCCUUCAGGUCAAUUAUGCAGUUGUGACUUCUACAGAAGUGGCCUAUUUUUCCUACAUUUACAGCAUAAUACCAGUUGAGCAUUACCAAAGAGCAACCGGGUACCUUCGUAGUGCCAUGCUGACUGGGUAUACAUUUGGUGCUGGUUUAGGACAAGUGCUCAUCUCUGUGGCAGGAGUGGACUACUUAUACAUCAAUGCCAUCACUCUGGGGAUUGUCAGCAUGGCUUUUCUCAUCUCCUUCUGGUUGCCCAUGCCUCAGAGGAGCAUGUUCUUCAAAGGGAAAAAUGCUGCAGCUGUGGGCUCACAGUCCCAACAGGAGGGGCCAGUAGGAGCUGACUGCUCUGGUUCAGGGAAUGAGGAGAUGGAGCAUAAUGGCAGGGCUGGCUGGUGCAGCAGGGGAAAUGUGGCCAAUGCAGGUCGUCUACUUUGGCAAAGCUUCAAGGAGUCUUACUCUUCCAGGCACUUAAUCUAUUGGUCCCUGUGGUGGGCUCUGGCCACAGCUGGCUAUGUACAGGUCUUCAACUAUAUCCAGCUAAUGUGGGACCAUAUAGAACCAUCAGCCACAUCAACCAUCUACAAUGGAGGUGUAGAGGCUGCAUGCUCCCUUGUUGGUGCUGCUGCAGCAUUCUCUGUUGGUCAUAUCAAGGUGACCUGGGCUGUGUGGGGGGAGCUGGCUUUAGGACUGUUCUCAGCUGUGGGGACUGGUGCUAUCUUUCUGAUGGUACUCACCAGCAGUAUCUGGGCGUGUUAUGCUGGUUAUGUCAUUUUCAAAUCUUGCUACAUGUUUCUCAUCACCAUCACAGCUUUUCAGAUUGCCUCAAACCUCUCCAUGGAGUGCUAUGCUUUGACGUUUGGGAUCAACACAUUUGUGGCCCUUUCGCUGCAGACUAUUAUGACUGGUAUUUUUGUCGAUGAAGCUGCUCUGGGAUUGGACAUUGUGACGCAGUUCAUCAUCUAUGGCAGCUACUACGCCGUCAUCUCGGUGCUGUUCCUGAUUCGAGGGACCUACACCGCCUGUGUACGUCAACAACACCAUUCUGAACAAACGGGGAUGAAGGACCAAGAGCAUGAGACUGGUGUGGAGGUGAUCUCUGCUGAACAUUUUUGA
This is a messenger RNA of Sphaeramia orbicularis (orbiculate cardinalfish), 1431 nucleotides long. It is a transcript of the gene slc19a3b, whose product is annotated as solute carrier family 19 member 3b. Gene Ontology annotation, biological process: transmembrane transport; vitamin transport. Gene Ontology annotation, cellular component: plasma membrane. The transcript has 8 exons. The coding region runs from base 1 to 1431 and encodes 476 amino acids. Gene Ontology annotation, molecular function: vitamin transmembrane transporter activity. The record is from RefSeq and is a predicted model, not a curated record. Lineage: Eukaryota; Metazoa; Chordata; Actinopteri; Kurtiformes; Apogonidae.